AUGGGGAACCGGGAGAUGGAGGAGCUGAUCCCGCUGGUGAACCGGCUGCAGGACGCCUUCUCGGCGCUGGGGCAGAGCUGCCUGCUGGAGCUGCCGCAAAUCGCCGUGGUGGGCGGCCAGAGCGCGGGCAAGAGCUCGGUGCUCGAGAACUUCGUGGGCAGGGAUUUUCUUCCACGAGGAUCAGGCAUCGUAACAAGACGACCCCUUGUUCUACAGCUUGUCACUUCAAAAGCAGAAUAUGCUGAAUUCUUACACUGCAAAGGAAGAAAAUUUACAGAUUUUGAUGAAGUUCGUCAAGAGAUUGAAACAGAAACUGAUCGAGUGACAGGAAUGAAUAAAGGCAUUUCAUCUAUACCUAUUAAUUUACGAGUCUAUUCUCCACAUGUGUUAAAUCUAACCCUUAUUGACCUGCCUGGAAUCACUAAAGUGCCAGUAGGGGAUCAGCCACAAGAUAUUGAAUAUCAGAUCAGAGAAAUGAUUAUGCAGUUUAUCAUUCGAGAAAAUUGUCUGAUUUUGGCUGUUACACCUGCAAACACAGAUCUUGCCAACUCGGAUGCCCUGAAAUUAGCUAAAGAAGUUGACCCUCAAGGUCUCAGAACUAUUGGAGUCAUCACCAAACUAGAUCUUAUGGAUGAAGGAACUGAUGCAAGGGACGUUCUAGAGAACAAAUUGCUUCCUCUUCGAAGGGGUUAUGUUGGUGUGGUAAAUAGAAGCCAAAAAGACAUUGAUGGAAAGAAGGACAUUAAGGCAGCUCUCUUAGCAGAAAGAAAAUUUUUUCUUUCCCACCCAGGCUACAGACACAUUGCUGAUCGAAUGGGAACCCCACAUCUUCAGAAAGUCCUUAAUCAGCAACUUACUAACCAUAUUCGAGACACAUUGCCAAACUUCAGGAGCAAACUCCAAGGGCAAUUACUCUCCAUAGAACAUGAAGUAGAAGCCUACAAAAACUUCAAGCCAGAAGAUCCCACAAGAAAGACCAAAGCUUUGCUACAGAUGGUUCAGCAGUUCUCAGUGGAUUUUGAGAAGAGAAUUGAAGGAUCUGGAGAUCAAGUAGAUACACUAGAGCUCUCAGGUGGUGCAAAAAUAAACCGAAUUUUCCAUGAGCGAUUUCCUUUUGAGAUUGUAAAGAUGGAAUUCAAUGAGAAAGAACUGAGAAGAGAAAUAAGUUAUGCAAUCAAAAAUAUUCAUGGAAUCCGGACGGGAUUAUUUACCCCAGAUAUGGCAUUUGAAGCAAUAGUUAAAAAACAAAUUGUAAAGCUAAAAGGACCUUCCCUGAAGAGUGUAGACCUGGUGAUGCAGGAGUUAAUCAAUACUGUAAAGAAAUGUACUAAAAAGCUUGCAAACUUUCCAAGACUUUGUGAAGAAACAGAAAGGAUUGUUGCGAACCACAUUCGUGAAAGAGAAGGAAAGACAAAGGAUCAGGUACUGUUGCUGAUUGACAUUCAGGUAUCCUAUAUUAACACCAACCAUGAAGACUUCAUUGGCUUUGCAAAUGCCCAGCAAAGAAGCAGUCAGGUUCACAAGAAGAGUGCAGUUGGAAAUCAGGGAACCAAUCUUCCGCCUUCAAGGCAAAUUGUGAUUCGGAAGGGAUGGCUAACGAUCAACAACAUUGGCAUCAUGAAAGGAGGGUCCAAGGAGUAUUGGUUUGUCCUCACUGCAGAAAGCCUAUCCUGGUAUAAAGAUGAUGAGGAAAAAGAAAAGAAAUACAUGCUUCCCUUGGACAACCUGAAAGUUCGAGAUGUGGAAAAGAGCUUUAUGUCUAGCAAGCACAUCUUUGCACUUUUUAACACAGAGCAAAGGAAUGUAUAUAAGGACUAUCGCUUUCUUGAGUUGGCAUGCGACUCCCAAGAAGAUGUAGAUAGCUGGAAGGCAUCUCUACUACGAGCUGGUGUAUAUCCUGACAAAUCUUUAGGGAACAACAAAGCUGACAAUGAUGAGAGUGGUCAAGCAGAAAACUUUUCCAUGGACCCACAAUUAGAGAGACAAGUGGAGACCAUUCGCAACCUUGUAGACUCCUAUAUGUCUAUAAUCAACAAAUGUAUCCGAGACCUGAUUCCAAAAACAAUAAUGCACCUUAUGAUCAACAAUGUCAAAGACUUCAUAAAUUCAGAGCUCCUAGCACAGUUAUAUUCCUCAGAGGACCAAAACACUUUGAUGGAAGAGUCUGCUGAGCAGGCUCAGCGCCGCGAUGAGAUGCUUCGAAUGUACCAAGCCCUUAAGGAAGCCCUGGUAAUUAUUGGUGAUAUCAAUACUUCCACUGUGUCUACUCCAGCGCCGCCUCCAGUAGAUGAUUCCUGGCUGCAGCAUUCUUCUCGUAGAUCUCCCCCUCCAAGCCCUACAAACCAAAGGAGACCAACAUUAAAUGCUCCUCCAACCAGACCCACAUCAGGCCGAGGACCUGCUCCAGCAAUUCCAUCCCCUGGUCCCCAGUCUGGGGCUCCACCAGUACCAUUCCGUCCAGGACCUUUACCUCCUUUCCCUAGUAAUAGUGAUGCAUUUGGAGCACCUCCACAAGUUCCAUCACGACCAACACGGGCUCCUCCCAGUGUCCCAAGCCAGUCCCCCAAAUUUUGAGUAAGGACAAACCCACGAUUCUUAUGAACAUGCCAUUGCAUUCCUAACAUCAAGUUGUGGUUCCAUGGAGGACGAAGCUGCUGAACUUUAAAGUUGGGGGCUCAGGGUAUAUGGACAAAGUUGCUUCUGUGACUAGCCUAUGCUGAUUCCUCCUCAAUAGGUAUCCUGGAGUCAUUCUUACUCCUCAGCUGCCCUCUACAGUUAUGGCUUCUUUUAACAGUUUGUUGUCAUCUGGACAAAUGAUUCACAAUUCUAUGACCUUUCCACUUCCUUAGCCACUCUCCCUUGAAAGAAAGAAAGAAAGAAAGAAAGAAGGAAGGAAGGAAGGAAGGAAGGAAGGAAGGA
This is a messenger RNA of Gracilinanus agilis (Agile Gracile Mouse Opossum), 2919 nucleotides long. RefSeq names its product dynamin 3 (gene DNM3). Gene Ontology annotation, cellular component: microtubule; membrane; cytoplasm. Lineage: Eukaryota; Metazoa; Chordata; Mammalia; Didelphimorphia; Didelphidae. Gene Ontology annotation, molecular function: GTPase activity; microtubule binding; GTP binding. The transcript is spliced from 22 exons. Bases 1 to 2574 code for a protein of 857 amino acids. The record is from RefSeq and is a predicted model, not a curated record.